Penicillium odoratum is the source of this 777-nucleotide messenger RNA. Its product is annotated as mitochondrial 37S ribosomal protein bS21m. NCBI's taxonomy places the organism in Eukaryota, Fungi, Ascomycota, Eurotiomycetes, Eurotiales, Aspergillaceae. Gene Ontology annotation, molecular function: structural constituent of ribosome. The record is from RefSeq and is a predicted model, not a curated record. Gene Ontology annotation, biological process: mitochondrial translational initiation; translation. The coding region runs from base 1 to 777 and encodes 258 amino acids. Gene Ontology annotation, cellular component: ribosome; mitochondrial small ribosomal subunit. The transcript has a single exon.
AUGUUGUCGCGACUUCCAGCCAUUUCAACCUCCACUCUCCCACCCAGAGCACCACCCAAACCUGCCAAUCGAACCAAUUCGUUCAAUCCAGGCGCUCUGCUAUCCACAAAAAUGGAAUUUCGCGCCCUGGCCCGCGGCCUCCGUGCCCGACCAACCCCAUGGCUCCUUAACACGCCUCGCAUCCAGCACCCCAACUUCCUCACCACACUCCGCUACAACUCCUCAAGCUCCUCUCCACAAGCGCCAACAAUCCCCCCAAGUACACAAGCCAUCACCAAGGAAUCCUCCCCAUCCGCACAACCUACACCCACACCUGAGGCCCAGAUCGAGACUACCAAAACCGCUGCCUCGGACUUCGACGAUAUCCUCAACAAGCUUGAGCUGGGUCCCCGUCCCGCUGAUGGAACACAGCGUACCUCAAUCCGCAACAACCGCAUCGCCGACACAAUCUCCGGCACGAUGUUCCCGUCGCCAUCCCGCGACGGUGUUGCCGGGCAAUUGGCGAGCCGGAAGACGGAGCUGAAGCUCGGACCUACGCUUGGUCGACAGAUUCAUGUUGAGCCUGAACGGGGUGUGGAUCUUCCGGCUGCUAUUCGGAUGCUGGAGAUGACCUGCUCUGCGAAUAAGAUUAAGCAGCAGUCUAUUGAGCAGAAGUUCCAUGUGCGGAAGGGUAUGAAGCGCAAGGAGUUGCGACGGACGAGGUGGCGGAAGCUGUUCAAGUUUUCAUUUAAUGAGACUGUUAAGAAGAUUCAGCGGAUGCAGGCUCAGGGAUGGUAG